This is a messenger RNA of Klebsormidium nitens, 2063 nucleotides long. Lineage: Eukaryota; Viridiplantae; Streptophyta; Klebsormidiophyceae; Klebsormidiales; Klebsormidiaceae. The record is from the annotation of a GenBank genome assembly.
CCUGCAACAAUACGGAAAACCAUGCUUCGCCUCAGCCUCAGGUGCUGCCCAUCUCAGUCUGCCAUUUAGUUCUGAGAAUUUGAAGUUCAAGAUUGUUCUGUACGCCUUUCCAGGAGACAGAAAAGGCUUAGAAUUACUACGUUCUUAUCUGCUCUACUUGCCGUCGGUGGCCCCUUGCAACCUGUGUUGAGUUGCUCUAGCCUGUUGAAGCUUUCUGUCUGAGUGAAAACAGCUGGCGCAGUGCACGUGGUUGUGAAUUGUCCAUUCACUCGAAAUUGAAAGUCCCUUAAGGCACCUUCAUUGAUACCUUCUGCUGCAGCAGGUUCCUAAGAUCCGUACACAAGCCAUUGCAACUCAGGAGAGGUUCAUGAUGGGACCACCUUGGCGUAGGCCGCACAAACCCCUAGAAAAGCCAUGGGCCUCCUAGCAUUCGCUCGCGAGCUGGUCAGGUUCUUCUACGCUUAUGUCAGCCUGCCCUCACAAGCCCCAAUGCUAGGUUGGAUGCGCAAGGGGUCCCCCUCAGAGGGGCCCGGGUUAAAGGCGCAGUUUGCAAAACUACAAGGGUUUCACGACCUCGCCAGAGACGUGAUCCGGCGAGGGGUGGAGUGCGACAGCAAGAAGCAGGCCAACAACGCCGCCAGCUUCUACCUACGGGGGCUGGAGGUUUUGCAGGAGGGGUUGAACCUUCCAAUUGCUGCAAACAUCAAUGGUUCCGACGAGGUGCAACGGCUCGUGGACGCAAUGCAGCGGUGGAAGGUCCAGGUUACGGAGAGGUUAGAGUCAGUAACCGGCGCCAAGCCCUCGGGGGCUAGUAGCGAUCGGCCAUCCCCUGCCAGCUACGCAGACUGGCUCGCUUCAGGAACAGAGAAGAAGAAGAAACCUGCCACCACACCGCGAUCUACUUCAGGCCCGGCAUCGGUGCAAAGGACGACAUCAGCAAAUGGCAGGGCGGCGGCGCCACCGCAAAGGAGGGUGAUGUCAUCGGGAGGUUCUGUUUCAGCGACUGGGGGCCAGAGCAGGGCGGAAGUGAAAGGGGUGCCGCAGGACUUGGUGCGGCGAAUAGAGGAAGAGAUUGUGGACAGUACGGGCUCUGUGAAGUGGGACGAUAUCGCAGGGCUUCAGCAGGCUAAGAACACCCUCACCGAGAUGGUGCUCCUCCCAACACUCAGGGGGGAUCUGUUCAAAGGGCUUCGGGCGCCACCCCGAGGGUUGCUUCUCUUUGGGCCUCCAGGAAACGGGAAGACCAUGCUGGCAAAGGCCGUCGCAGCGGAAGCAAAAGCGACUUUCUUCAGCAUAAGCGCUGCGUCACUGACGUCCAAGUGGGUGGGCGAGGGCGAGAAGCUGGUGCGCGCGCUGUUUGCGGUGGCCAAGCAGCGGCAGCCCGCCAUGAUCUUCAUCGACGAGAUCGACAGCAUCCUGUCCGCGCGCUCCGCCAGCGAGCACGACGCGAGCCGGCGCCUGAAAACAGAGUUCCUCGUUCAAUUCGAUGGGGUCAUGUCAAGUGACGAGGACCGGAUAAUCGUUAUGGGUGCCACGAACCGGCCCGAGGAGCUGGACGAGGCCGUGCGGCGCCGGCUGGUGAAGCGCAUCUACAUCCCGCUGCCGGACGCCCCCGCGCGGCGCGCGCUGCUGGACCACGUCCUGCGCGGGCAGGCCGUCCGAAUGUCCGAACGGGACCUCGCGCGGCUGGUCGCCGAGACGGACACGUAUUCGGGGAGCGACCUGCAUGCGCUGUGCAGGGAAGCUGCUAUGGAGCCAAUCAGGGAGUUGGGAAGCAGAAUAACGACGGUCGAGUUGGACCAGGUUCGACCUCUUGUAUAUAGCGACUUUACAAAAGCUCUUCGUGUUAUAAGGCCUAGUGUAUCAAGAGAUCAGCUUCAACGGUAUGAAAAGUGGAAUCGAGACUUUGGUUCCCUGUAGAGGUAACAUUGUCAUCGAUCGAGUCAAACAUGGCCAAGAAACAAGUAUUUUAAAUAUGUAAUUGAGCACUGUCAAGUUUUCGAGCUUCCAAAAGUUAUCCUGAGCCACGCCUGUAAAGAGUCAGGCGGUGCGCGAUACGAGUG